CCGUCACGUGCAGCAUUUUGUAAGAACAAACCAAUCGCGGUGAAAGGAGUGAGUUUAAAACCAGGACACAGCAAGACACGCUUUAUCUGUGUUUGUCGCCGUGAACUGUACACGAUUGAACAUUUCAAACCAUAUCAUCGCCAAAAUGUCCAUGGUUUUGGAUUCCUUUGGAGACGAAUUAGUUUUCUUUGUGAAUGGGAAGAAGAUUGUGGAGAGAAAUGCGGAGCCAGAGAUGACUCUCCUGACAUACCUCAGAAGAACAUUGGGUCUUACCGGAACUAAGCUCGGGUGUGCAGAAGGUGGCUGUGGGGCCUGUACUGUGAUGGUGUCCAAGUUUCACCGAUGCCAGAACCGGAUUGUUCACCACUCUGUAAAUGCCUGUCUGGCUCCAAUCUGUUCCCUCCACCACUGUGCUGUUACGACUGUUGAGGGCAUUGGGAGUGUGGCCACUAAGCUUCACCCAGUUCAGGAGCGCAUUGCCAAGGCUCAUGGCUCGCAGUGUGGGUUCUGUACCCCUGGAAUUGUCAUGUCCAUGUACUCCCUCCUGCGGAACAGCCCACACCCCUCCGUGCUGGACAUAGAGGAGGCAUUUCAAGGAAAUUUGUGCCGGUGCACUGGGUACAGGCCAAUACUGGAGGGGUACAAAUCCUUCACGAAAGAUGGCAGCUGCUGUGGGGGGAAAGGAAAAACAAAUUGUUGCUGCAUGGAUAAGGAGAACAAGGACGAGUACACAAAUGGGCAUUCCAUUUCACAGCUGUAUGACCCAUCUGAAUUCAUGCCUCUGGACCCAACACAAGAGCUAAUAUUCCCUCCAGAACUAAUGACUUUGGAGAAGAAACCUCUGAGACAGCUGCGGUUCAAAGGGGAAAGAGUCCUGUGGAUUCAGCCGACUUCCCUCUCUGAACUCCUGGAGCUCAAGGCACAAUACCCCACAGCCAAGUUAGUGGUUGGCAACACAGAAGUCGGUAUUGAGAUGAAAUUUAAGAACCUCCUGUAUCCCGUGAUUCUGGCUCCAGCCUUAAUCCCAGAACUGAACAAAGUCCAGCAUACAGAGAGUGGCAUUGUGUUUGGAGCUGCCUGCACUCUAACUCUGCUGGCGGAUGUGCUUCAUGACAGCGUGCGGGACCUCCCUUCUCACCAGACCGAAAUUUUCCAGGCAGUGCUGGAGCAGCUGCACUGGUUUGCUGGGCAGCAGAUCCGCAAUGUCGCUGCUAUAGGUGGAAACAUAAUGACAGCCAGUCCCAUUUCUGACCUCAACCCUAUGUUCAUGGCUGCUGGCUGCAAGCUCACACUACUGAACAAAGGAGGAAAACGAAUUCUUCAGAUGGACGACAAAUUCUUUCCUGGCUACAGAAGAACCGCUAUGAAACCAGAUGAGAUUUUGCUUUCUGUAGAGCUCCCUUACACAAAGAAGGGCCAGUACUUCUCAGCUUUCAAACAGUCCCAACGUCGGGACGAUGACAUUGCCAUAGUAACCUGUGGAAUGAAUGUUGUGUUUGAAGAGGACACCAACACUGUGAAAGACCUUCGGCUCAGCUAUGGAGGCAUGGCACCAACCACUGUGCUGGCCAAGAACACUAGCAACCAGCUGAUUGGCAGGACAUGGAGUGAAGAGCUGAUGCAAGAAGCCUGUUCGCUAUUGGCUGAGGAAAUGACCCUUGACCCCUCUGCCCCUGGUGGAUUAGUUGUAUACAGGUGUACACUGACGAUCAGCCUCUUCUUCAAAUUCUACCUCACUGUCCAGAACAAGCUUGCAAAGGACCUCAAAACAGAGGGAAUUAUUGUGGAAGAUUUGAGACCUGCCUAUGCCAGUGCUGUCAAGCCCUUCCACAAAGAGCCCCCUUCCAGUGUUCAGAUCUACCAGGUGGUGCCCCCAGGGCAGAGCGAAAUUGAUGUGGUGGGACGUCCCAUAAUGCACCUGUCCGCACUGAAGCAGGCCACAGGGGAGGCGGUCUACUGUGAUGACAUCCCACACUAUGAAAAUGAGCUUUAUUUGGCUCUUGUCACCAGUAGCAAAGCACAUGCCUAUAUCCAAUCUAUUGAUGAAAUGGAGGCUUUGGCUCUUCCUGGAGUGCUCACCUUCCUCUCCGCCAAGGACAUUCCCGGCAGCAACAUGACGGGACCUGCAGUCUAUGAUGAGACUGUUUUUGCUGAUAAAAUGGUCACGUGUGUGGGUCACAUAGUGGGAGCCAUUGUUGCAGACACACGGAGCCACGCACAGAGGGCAGUCAAGGCUGUGAAGAUAUCCUAUAGGGAGCUGAAGCCCAUUGUCACAAUUCAGGAAGCUGUUGCCUGUAAAUCAUUUUACCAACCUGUAAGAACCAUUGAGAGAGGGAAUCUUGCCAAGGGUUAAGAAGCAGAUCAUAUACUGGAAGGUGAAAUGCACAUUGGAGGACAGGAGCAUUUCUUGGAGACACACUGCACUCUGGCUAUUCCUAAGGGAGAGGAUGGGGAGAUGGAGCUCUUUGUAUCCACACAGUCCAUUGCUAAGACGCAGCAACUUGUUGCCAAGGCUCUUGGAGUGCCAGCAAAUAGGAUUGUCUGCAGAGUGAAGAGAAUGGGUGGUGGCUUUGGGGGCAAGGAGAGCAGGAGCACAAUUCUGUCAACAGUGGUCGCCCUGGCAGCUCACAAACUGAAAAAGCCUGUUCGCUGCAUGCUGGACCGUGAUGAAGACAUGCUAGUCACUGGGGGACGACACCCAUUCUUUGGACGUUACAAGGUUGGCUUCAUGAAGAAUGGAAGGGUAAUUGCACUAGAUGUGACCUAUUACAGCAAUGCAGGAAACUCUAUGGAUCUCUCACUCUCUAUUAUGGAGAGAGCACUGUUUCACAUGGAGAACUCCUAUAACAUCCCUCACAUUCGGGGGACAGGUUAUAUAUGCAAGACGAAUCUUCCCUCCAACACGGCAUUUCGAGGAUUUGGCGGCCCCCAAGGCAUGAUGGUGUCAGAGAGCUGGAUGAGUGAUGUGGCUCUACAUUGUGGCCUGCCUGCAGAACAGGUGCGCCGGAUUAACAUGUAUAAAGAGGGUGACAUGACACCCUUCAAACAAUGCCUGGAGCAGUUCACCAUUGACCGCUGCUGGGAUGAAUGCCUCAGAAUCUCUGACUACCAUCAGCGCCAGGUCCAAGUUGAGCAGUUCAACAAACAGAACCGCUGGAAGAAGCGAGGAAUUAGCAUCAUUCCCACCAAGUUUGGGAUUGCCUUCACAGCUCUGUUCCUCAAUCAGGCAGGGGCUCUGGUCCACGUGUACACAGAUGGGUCCGUUCUGCUCACUCAUGGUGGAAGAAUGGGACAGGGACUGCACACCAAAAUGGUCCAGGUGGCAAGUAAGACUCUUGGCAUCCCGAGCUCUAAGAUUUACAUCUCAGAGACCAGCACCAACACAGUGCCCAACACCAGUCCAACUGCAGCGUCCGCCUCCUCUGACCUCAAUGGCAUGGCUGUUUAUAAUGCCUGUCAGAUUCUACUACAACGCAUGGAGCCUUACAAGACCAGGAACCCAAAAGGCAGCUGGCAAGACUGGGUGAGAGCUGCUUAUUUUGACCGGGUGAACUUAUCUGCAAAUGGUUUUUACAAAACUCCUGAUCUGGGGUAUAACUUUGUGACAAACCAAGGAAGACCAUUUAACUACUUCAGCUAUGGUUGUGCUUGCUCAGAGGUGGAGAUAGACUGUCUGACUGGAGACCACGUGAAUCUUCAUACCUCCAUUGUUAUGGAUGUUGGAAAGAGCCUUAAUCCAGCCAUUGACAUCGGACAGAUAGAGGGGGCAUUCAUGCAGGGUGUGGGCCUCUUCACCCUGGAGGAGCUGCGCUAUUCUCCCCAGGGGGUCCUGUUAACUCGGGGCCCCGGCAUGUACAAGAUCCCUGCUUUUGGUGACAUUCCAACUGAAUUCAAAGUGUCCCUGCUCAGGGAUGCUUCAAAUGACAAGGCCAUCUUCUCCUCUAAGGCUGUAGGUGAACCACCACUAUUUCUGGCAGCCUCUGUGUUUUAUGCCAUUAAAGAUGCCAUUGGAGCAGCCAGGGCGGAGUCUGGCCUCAGUGGUCCUUUCAGGCUGGACAGCCCCACAUCCCCAGAGAGGAUACGAAAUGCUUGCGAGGACAGCUUCACCAAACUGUGUCCCCCUGCAGAUCCUGGAACUUUCACACCCUGGGCUGUCCAGGUUUAAGGGAGAGCAGAAGAGGAUUUCCUGACCUCCAUCUCAUCCUCAAAAAAUCUGCACUAGUCAGCUACUGUCAGGAGUACCUCGCCCCCCAGUCCACUCUGAGCUGCUCAAAAUUGUCAUUGUAUUUCUACCUGAAUUUUUGUUGGCGUAAGUGAUUCUGGAUUUCUUGCAGUAACAUGAGAGGCCAGCUCCCCCUCACAUAGUAAAAUAAAAUGGAAAGGCUCGCAUUUUUGUGCUGUAUUUAUGAUUUUCCACAUGCUAGCUUUAAAAGUAAAGAACCUGAAGCACAUUGUAAUUAUUCUUUUUGCCAGUAUGUGAGCUGCAGAGGCCUCUAGUGGCCAAGGUACAGCUAUAAAUAGGAGGUCAUGCAAACACUUCAGAAAACACAAGGUACGUGUAUAGCUGAAACUGGGCUACUACACUGCAAUACUGGAGAGUUCUAGAGAGUUUUUAACAGAAUAUGCCACAUCUGGGAAACAGCAUCAAGUUCAUUCAUUAGUGAGAGAAUUGCAUACUUUUUGGCUGGACCGCAGCAGCGGGGUAAACACAAAGUCUGUGACUGAGUGAUGAAGUCACACCGUUGGUCGGCCAAGUUAUGAAAUUACACUAUUGGUCAGCCGGAUGAAGUGUGUUAGGUCCAGCCAUAUACUAGGUUUUGACCUGGUCUUGUUUUUUGUUAAUUUAACUUGCAUGUACUUCAAAUUAUCCUUUUAACUAUUUGGAUUUUAGUAUUUGUCUAACUCAUUUGGAAAUUAUAUCUAUGUAUUUGAAUUGCCUGGUCCAUGGGUGUUGAUGAUUGAAUAAUGUAUUGAAGUGUAUGGAAUAGCAUUUUUAAAUGGAAAUCAUUCCCCUUCGCUUGCUUGCUGUAUUUGCUUUGAGUGAUUCUUCUGGGCACGCAAAUUUGUUAUAUGUAACUUGUUAGGCUCAUAUACUAUGAUAAUAAAACUGAAAUUGAUUUCUUCAAUACAGAAUGUCUUUUUUUUAGUUAAUGAAUAUUACAAUGUAUUUAUUCAAAAUUUUGUUGUAGAAAGCCAUCCAUUAGAGUACUGGUACCACCUGUAUCCUUUGAAUGUCAUCUGACCACAUUUCUAUUUUCUUCAUAACAUCACUAUUAAAUAUACUGCAGAGUGUUGUAUUACCAUGUCUCACAGGUCAAAAUAAUAGACAUGUUCUGUGAUUUUAUGUGUGUUGUAAUCAGCAAUGCUUAUUUGUCUAUAAUUGUGGAACAUUUGGAACAACAAACUUUCAAUAAAUAUAAGUUUGACUUGA
Anguilla anguilla (European eel) is the source of this 5431-nucleotide messenger RNA. RefSeq names its product xanthine dehydrogenase/oxidase-like. NCBI's taxonomy places the organism in Eukaryota, Metazoa, Chordata, Actinopteri, Anguilliformes, Anguillidae. Gene Ontology annotation, molecular function: iron ion binding; molybdopterin cofactor binding; FAD binding. The record is from RefSeq and is a predicted model, not a curated record.